AUGGAGAAGAUCGUGUUUUACGAGGACCGGGACUUCCACGGGAAGUCCUACGAAUGCAAAGGGGACUCCGCUGACCUGCACGGCUUCAUCGGCCGAUGCAACUCGGUCAAGGUGGAGGUCGGCUGGUGGGUUCUGUACGAGCGCAACAACCACAUGGGCUACCAGUAUGUCAUUGGCCCCGGGGAGUACAAUGACUACCGUCACUGGAUGGGCUUCAAUGACUGUGUCCGAUCCUGCAGGAUCAUCAAAAACCUCAAAGGGUCGUACAAGCUGAAGCUGUUUGACCGGCCAAACUUUGACGGCCAUUGUUUGGAGGUGACAGAAAACACAAAGUCUGUCCAGGAGAAAUGGCUCAGACAUCAAGUCCAGUCCUGCAAGGUCCUGGAGGGCUGCUGGAUCUUCUUUGAACAUCCAAACUUCUGCGGGCGCCAGUACCUGCUGGAGAAAGGGGAGUACCGGCACCACUCCGAGUGGGGAGCUCCGAAAUCUACCGUGAGCUCCAUCAGAAUAAUUCUGGAGCUGUGA
Molecule: messenger RNA, 525 nt
Organism: Cottoperca gobio
Lineage: Eukaryota; Metazoa; Chordata; Actinopteri; Perciformes; Bovichtidae
Gene: crygs4
Product: crystallin, gamma S4
Exons: 3
Coding region: 1-525 (174 amino acids)
Biological process (GO): visual perception; lens development in camera-type eye
Molecular function (GO): structural constituent of eye lens
Source: RefSeq, a predicted model, not a curated record